Manihot esculenta (cassava) is the source of this 1671-nucleotide messenger RNA. Its product is annotated as acyl-CoA-binding domain-containing protein 3-like. The record is from RefSeq and is a predicted model, not a curated record. Gene Ontology annotation, molecular function: fatty-acyl-CoA binding. NCBI's taxonomy places the organism in Eukaryota, Viridiplantae, Streptophyta, Magnoliopsida, Malpighiales, Euphorbiaceae. The transcript has a single exon. Gene Ontology annotation, biological process: fatty acid metabolic process. The coding region runs from base 564 to 1328 and encodes 254 amino acids.
UGAGCAUGCCAACCUCUUGAUGUUGGAAUGAUGAUUUGCAAAGCAAAAGCAAAGGCAAAGUAGCUGGUAAUAGAAAUGCAGCUGCACAAAAGCCUCGUCAACUGACUGACUUCUCUUUGGUUUUUUACCAUUUUCUUUGAGAAACUGAAGCACUCAAUUGGACAGGUAUACAACUGAACAAUGUCUUGUCAGAUUUGCUUUUCCAGUGAAUAUAAAGAAACUCAUAUAUUUAGAGAUCCAUGUUUUUCCAUCUUCAGACUCUCGUAUUGACAUUUUGUUCAAAGUCCACAUCUGAAGAUCAUACAAAAUCAUACUAAACUAAUUAAGUAAUUAGUUUAAUUCUAAACUAAAAUUCGUUAAAUUUCAAGUAAGUUUAAUCUCCUAUGGACUUUGUCUACUAAUAUUGUUUCUGUCAAAAAGUUUACUGCAGAUUCUAUGACCGACACAUUACUCUGCAACAGGAAAAAUCAUCCUCCUCCUAGAAUAUCCUUUGCUUUGCUCUGCAAAUUCCUCUUUCCUCUUCGUCAUCGUCGUCUUCUGAUAUUCAAACUCUGCUCUUCGCCAUGGAGUUUUUGCUCGAUUUCUUUUUUAUAGCUGCUAUUUCUUUGCUCUGCCCUUUCUUCCUCGCUAAGCUCCUCUCAGUAGCAACAGCUGAUUCUCAUGGACAUGACUUUAAAAGGAGGAUUGUCGAUUACGAUGACCUCAGUUUCCGAGCAGAGUCUAAUGAUUACGCAUGGGAGAAGGAAAGAAAACUUGGGUUUGUUUUGGAAAUUCUCGUAGUUGAUGAAGUAAGCGAAUCGGUAGAGAAUAAACUUGCCCAACAAGAAUCUUCCAGGCAAUGUCUCGGAUCGUCUAACUUAAUUGAAGAUGGAAAAACUUCUAAUAAUCAACUCCCUAGAGAAGAAAUUGAGAUUGUUGAUUUAACAGCGGAAGAUAGUGAAGACGGUGCUGCAUGUGAAUGCGAAGAUCACCUGGUUGACAAAAGUCAUCAGAAAGAAAUCGAGAUGAAUUUCAUAAACAAGGAAUUGGGGAUGAACAAAAGUGAAGUUAAUUGUGGGAUUGAUGGUAGAAAAAAGGAGCUGAUUGAUGAUGAUGAUGAUUGGGAAGGAGUAGAAAGAAGCGAGUUGCAGAGGCUUUUUGGCGCUGCUGUGGCGUAUGUUGGUUCUAUAGAUAACAUAUCGAGUUUUAGCACUGAGUUGAUGCUGACGUUUUAUGGGCUUCACCAGGUUGCCAUCGAAGGACCUUGCCAUGAGACCCCACCCAUGCCAUUGAAGUUCUCUUCUCGCUCAAAGUGGAAUGCAUGGCAACAACUUGGGAACAUGAGAUGAGAGUUGGCUAUGGAGCAGUACAUCAACCCUCUUUCAAGCCACUUUCCUGGUUGGAUGAAAGAUGAUUUUAGGAGGGUACACAUGGGAUUGCAGAUAAUGAUGCAUCAAGGAACCUUGCUUCUGAUUUAAGGCCAUCUCAAGAAAAUCAACUAGACCUUCUAUUUGAGAGGUGAUAUCUGAAUUUACAAAGUUUUACUUUUCACCUAUAAUGUACAAAAACAGGGUAAAAAAAAGGUAUCUGGCAUCUUAUUAUUGGCUGGGGUGCAAUUUUCAUUGUUGGUCCAUAUUCUUAGUUUUGCUAUGCUCUAGCACAGCACGCAGACUAUUCUAAUAACAUUAUUAU